AUCUCACCAACUUCUUCUUCGUUGCAUUCUCUCUCGGACUCUUUACUCUUCCUCCCUCUCUCUCGUCCACGGCAAAUGGGUUGCUGUAGCUCGAAGCAGGACGUGGCCACCGGAAACACGGUCAGCCUUCGUCGUCCUCUCCGGAAGGAAUCGAGUGUGGCUUUUGACAGCGAGGCGUCCUCGACCACAACUGGCUCCACGGCCACCGACGACGGCUCCAAACGGCUACACGAAGUCAACGGCGAGGAGGCACAGCUCGCGUCCACGGAGUCACCGGACGGAGUCUUGUCGGCGGCAAAGCGAGACGCGAAGGAUUUCGAGGUGUCGACUAACUCCGACGUCGAUGCGGUGGGAACCGAUCACGUAGAGAUGGCUGCGGGCGUGCAUAGAGGCGCUGACGCUUCUGAAUCGAAGACCAGCGCGGAUGAGACCUCCAAAGCGUUCCAGGAGAAAGAGGAGACGAGCACGAGAGGAGACGUCGACGACGGGGAGUCAGUGGGUGAACACUCUGCGGACUUCAAAGAGGCAAUCUUUGUGGAGGAAGCAGAAGAGGCGGUGGCCAUUUCAGAGAAGAACAGCUCGGAAAAAGCUCAGACUGUGAGCGAGUCAUGAUGUGUGGGGAUUUCUCGAUCUAUUUUGUGUUUGCUACUCUUUCCAUUUCAUCAGAAAUCAAUGGACAAAAGAUAUGCAUAUAUUUUAAUUAG
Musa acuminata subsp. malaccensis (wild Malaysian banana) is the source of this 704-nucleotide messenger RNA. RefSeq lists its product as uncharacterized. The record is from RefSeq and is a predicted model, not a curated record. NCBI's taxonomy places the organism in Eukaryota, Viridiplantae, Streptophyta, Magnoliopsida, Zingiberales, Musaceae.